AUGGCCUUGUUCCGCUUCUCUGGCCACCCCAAAGUGCACAAAGAGGGCGCUUCUCUCCGACCAUUCGUAUCAUUGAAAGGCACUCCAACUUACGGACUGGCAAAGUGGCUGUUUCGGCGUCUCAACUUUCUGACUGCUGAUUCGGCGAACACGGAUCUUACAAUCGAAAACGUCGGACUACUCCUACGAAGCAAAUACGAUGAGCUGGAGAAACGCCUCGGACAUAACUUAGUCCUACAGCGCCUAAAGUCCCGUCCAAGAGACUACUCAGGAAUCUACGAGCAGGUAAAGGGAAGACCAAUGAGUUCACCAAUUUUGGACGUCAUAGCAGAGACGGUCCCACAAUAG
This is a messenger RNA of Dibothriocephalus latus, 348 nucleotides long. NCBI's taxonomy places the organism in Eukaryota, Metazoa, Platyhelminthes, Cestoda, Diphyllobothriidea, Diphyllobothriidae. The record is from the annotation of a GenBank genome assembly.